This is a messenger RNA of Prorocentrum cordatum, 2800 nucleotides long. The record is from the annotation of a GenBank genome assembly. Lineage: Eukaryota; Dinophyceae; Prorocentrales; Prorocentraceae.
AUGACCUUCAACGUGGAGAGCGUGAGAGAGGCAUGCGCGCCACGGGCGCGUAAGCUCACGAAGCUAGCCAAGAGGGUGCGAGACUGGAGAGGGCCACUAUUGCGGAAGCAAUUCCAGAACUUGAACACCCACACUAUCGGGAUCCAAGAGGCGCGAAACAAUGAGAGGGCAACGACUAGCAACAGGUACUUCAUUGUCAGCAGCGAGCACGGCAACGACAACGCAGGUGGGCCGAAGUACUUCAAGCCCGAAGACAUCCACGUGCUUGUUUCACUACCACGCAUCCUGGUCGCCAACAUCAUUGCAGAUGCGGCCAGGCUGACAAUGCGCGUGGCGACAAUGGUACCGCAGUGGAACAUGGACUACGACGAGCACAUCUACUACUACACCAUGACGGUUUCAGAAGCGGCACAAGCAGCGCUUCCGAAGGCCAGCGCCAAAAGGUACGAGGAGUAUAUCAGCGGCGAGACACUGCGCGCGAUACUCGACCGACGACGGCUCGCCAGGAUGAUCAGGAUGACCAACGCCAGCUCGAGGUACCACCCAGCAGUAACAAAGCGAAUCAGAAUGGAAGCAGCGGCCACCAUCGGGGACCCGAGCAGGAGCAUUUCGAAGGGUCACAUCCCCAGCGCGUGCACCAUCGCAACCCAGUUGCUUAUGACGGCAGACGAGGUCAUCAACGCGGCCAACGUCGACAAUUUCAUACAAACAACAAGGAAGUGGCUGGAGGUUGCCAAGAAGCUUACCAACUUCAUGGCCAACCGCGACUACGACCAAUUCCUCGACAAGCGCGCAGAAGCCGCGGCUUCCUCCGGAGCAACAAGGGACCACUACAACGAAUGGAACUACGCCAAGAAGCUGCAAAUAUUCUGCGGCAGAAGAAGACGCGAGGAGGCCACAAAGCACUUCGGACUCAACGAGGCGGCGCAGCUAGGAAAUCGAGACGACGUCAUCAACGCCUGCAACAACGCCAAGGACCUGGCCAAAAAUACCAUGCACAGGCACAUGGACAACUUUGCCAGCAUCUACGAGCUCGGACACGACUUGGUGGUGAUUAUGAUCGACCUCAAGGCGGCCUUCCACAAGGUGAGCAAUGGCCUGAAAUACAAGCUCGCGCAGUGCCAGGAUGAGAUCGAUGAUGUCAUGGACAACGUUGACAUCCCAGCAGCGCUGCAUCCAGCUAUCCGAGAGAUCAUGCGCAACGGAAACAUCAUCGAGCGCCACGUCAACAACGAUCACAUCACGACGAUGCCGGCCGAAGCCCACAGAGACACCUGGCUCGACAUCAACACGGAGGCAAGCUUCGCAAGGCCACGACUGGGAUCAGGACCAGGCGUUCCCACCGCCGACUUCACCUUCAACGUGCUCAUGUCAGAGGUCACCAAAGACUACCACCAUGCAGCCUGCCUCGGCGAGGUCUACGUCGAUAUCCCGAGCAGCGACCGUAUUAUGCAGCAAGAUGGUGAGCCGAAGGUGGUAACCUCGACGUCAUGCGUCGACGACGUAAAGGGAGCUGCAACGGCCGAAGAUGGCGAUAAUCUCGACAGUAUUAUAGCUACGAUGUGGUCGCAUCUGGCAAGGGCAACCCUCUCGAGGGGACUGCCCAUCAACGCGAAGAGGUCCAGCUAUAUGGUCUACGCCAACUCCAUGAAGGGCAAACGACGAGCACGACCAUGCACCGCCAGCGACGUCAACUUCGACAGCCACGGAAUGGAGCUGACCAUCACCCGUUACACAAAACUGCUGGGAGCCAUGCUCAACGACAGGAAUGACAUGACACAGGAAGUCACCAUCAGGAUACCGUCUACCAGGGAAGCUACGGGACCGAUGCGAAGAUCUCUCUUCCAACGGAAAGCCAUCACUAAUACUGCAAAUAUCCACUACCUCGAAGUCUUCGCUUUAUCUAAAAUGUUAUACCACAGCGGCGCGUGGACUCUGACGAAGAUUGGUGGCUACAGCAAACUGGAAUCAGCUUGCUCGACGGCGGCAAGACAAGCACUCGGGAUAUCGCAUCACGACAUCAAGACGAAGGCUAUCACGAACGCUGACAUCAUCGACAUGGCGGGCAUACCAACACUCCAGAUGAGACUACGCACCCAUCGGCUACAGCAACUUGGACGUCUCAUUGAUGGAUGCCCUCGAGAACUGCAAGCGCUCAUUGACGACGGCUUCCACAACGACGGCAAUUGGGCCCAGCACUUGACCUUGGACAUACAAGGCAACUCGCAAUUCCUCGAGAACGACCACAAAACGAAGAACAUACAGGACGCUCGAAGCUGGAUCAGGGCUGCAUACAACGACCCGCGCGGCAUGACGUGCACGACCAGACUGGAAUCCAAACGGGACUCAGCAUGGCGCGCCGACGAGCACCGAAAGACCAAGUGGAAAGCACAGAUAUCAGAGACUUGCGACGGAUCGAUUAUACCAGCCCCAGUGAUACCACACCCAGACAACCACAAGGACAGUCAGUUCAUGUGCUACACAUGUGGAGCGAUCCUCGCCAGUCGAACAGUACAUGCCAAACACGUCAAUCGACAUCACAAGCCAGAAGCUGACAUCAACCAAUUGGCCGUUGGCAGCACAUGCCAGAUAUGCUUACGUGAGUACCACACCACCAACAGGCUCAUCAAGCACUUGAAGGCCUCACGACGGUGCGGAGCAUCAUGGGUCAAUGCUCGCACGAACCUCACCGACAACGAGAUCAACGCCAGCAAGAACGAGAUCAAGCGGAUUCGGAGGCUCAACAAGCACAACGGACUGCCCGAAGACUACGCCGAACUACCAGUACAACAGCUACAAG